Cajanus cajan (pigeon pea) is the source of this 650-nucleotide messenger RNA. The record is from RefSeq and is a predicted model, not a curated record. NCBI's taxonomy places the organism in Eukaryota, Viridiplantae, Streptophyta, Magnoliopsida, Fabales, Fabaceae.
GUGGCAUUUGUUUGAGCAUAGAGAGAGAGGCAUUGAUCGAUUCAUAAAGUGAGAAACCAAAAUGCCUGUGCGUAUCCCACUACCAUCACCUCCACAUAAUGACAAACCAAAGGACAUUCCGGUGGAUUUACUGAAAUUGCAGAAAAUAAUAUUGCAAAAACUGAGAGAAGCCGAUUCUAACAAGGACGGUCGUUACACCAGGGAUGAACUCCGCACUGCUCUCAAGAACUUGGGUGCCAUCCUCCCUGGUUGGAGAGCCAACCGCGCUCUCGUAAAUGCUGAUUCCGACAACGACGGCCAAAUUGGUGGUCAGGAAGUCGACUCUCUUGUUGACUAUCUCAUCUCUUGUGGCUAUGGAAAAUAAAACAUCGCAUGCAUGCACAUGUGCGUGUUUAAUAAUAUAUAACUAUAUAUAAUAUAUAUAGUUUGUGUUUAUGCAGACCCCCUCUAGCUAAGGUUGAAGAACGUAAGGGGUGGAUUAUGAUGUCUUUCUUUUUCUUUUUUAACAAUGGUUCUAGUUUAAAGUAUUUUAGUUGUGGCUCCAAUCUUAUCAUGGGAUCAACCUUAAUUGUGUUUUAAUGUUUUUGUUUCACGCACCCUUCUAUGUGGUGCUUCCAAUGAAAUAAGAGCUACUAUAUAAUUAUAUAAUA